AGGCCGCGGCGGGGGAGCGGAGCGGAGGACAGAAGGAAGGAGCAGCCCGCCGGGCAGCCAAGGGAGAAGAAGAAGACGCGAGCGGCCGGCGGGGCGGGGCCCUGGGCAGCCAAUGGGAAGGGCUUGUGAGCAGUGGGCGUGGCGCCGGAGGCUCGCCCAAGGCGGAGCCGGCUGGAGGAUGGUGGGCGCGGCUUGGAGGCAGCCAAUGAAGAGGCUGGGAGGCGGUGGGCGUGUCCCGUUCCCCCCCCCCGCUGGUGGGCGGGGCCUCGAACCCCGGGGGCUGCCCGCGCGCGGUCCUGGAAGAGGAGAGGCGGGAUCCGGAUCAGGCUGCUCGUGAGAGUCCACCAUGGCUGCAUCCCUGCGAUGUCUCCGGCAGGGGCCCGUCCUGCUCCGCUACUCUGCCUUGGGGAUUGCCAGGUCACUGCUGCCACCUCCUCCUCCUCAGGCCCCUCUGAAGUUUGGGGCCCCGAUUCUGCAGGGCUGCAAGGAAAAUGGGUUCCCUCAAGCUCUACAGACCAGGCACCUUGCUACCAAGAAAGCCAAAACCAAAGGGAAAAGCCAGGCCCGCGUGAACCUCAACGCCUCUUUAGUGGAGGACAUCGUCAACUUGGAAGAGGUCCAGGAGGAGAUGCGCUCUGUGCUCCAAGGCCUACAGGAGGAUUUCGGCAAAAGCCUGAGCAUCCGGACCUCCCCAGGCGCGCUCGAUCACAUAACGGUCGUGACCAAGGAGGGGAAGUUUCCUCUGAACCAGCUCGGGCAAAUCUCCAUGAAGUCUCCACAGCUCCUGGUCGUCAACAUGAGCAACUUCCCGGAAAGCUCAGCUGCGGCUAUCAAGGCUAUCCAAGAGAGCGGGAUGAACCUGAACCCGGAAGCCGAGGGCUCGAUCAUUCGGGUGCCCGUCCCCAAAGUCACCCGCGAGCACAGAGAGAGCCUGGCCACGCUAGCCAAACAGCUGACCCAUAAAGCCAAGGAGUCCCUGCGGAAGGUGAGGGCCGGGGCCAUCAACCGGACGAAGAAGGCCAAGGGCACCGUGUCAGAGGACACCAUCCGGCUGAUAGAGAAACAGAUCCAGCAGAUGGCAGACGACACGGCGGCCGAGAUGGAAAAGCUGCUGGCGGUGAAGACCAAGGAGCUGCUUGGGUAGCCCUACCCGCCAGGCGGAAGAGCGAGGCUGGCUGCAGGGAGGCCGAUGCGGACUCUCUGCCGCCUUCCCCUGCCCCUCUGGACGGCCGCAGCUCCCUACAGGCACCCCCUUGUGACAGUGCUGGGCCCCCACCGUAGGCGAGUGAGAGAGUCCCUCGAUCAAGGCACGGUCCUGGAUGAGCCGGCUGGCUCUGGCCAGUGAGAGGGGAGGCCGUUUGCUUCUGCUCUCGCCAGGCUGGUUAUCUGGGCAGCCUCCAGAGCUCCUGGGAAGGGGGCCGACCCCGCCGGUGCUCGAAGAAAGAGAGGCAGAGGAGAACUGGGCCCUCGGCUGCCGCCGUUGGAGCCAGCGGCCCACCUGGUCGUCCUCUCCAGUUUAUUUUUGUGGUGUGAUCUCUGUGCUGGGCAAGGACUGGAAUAAAGCUCGGUUGGUCUC
Hemicordylus capensis (graceful crag lizard) is the source of this 1576-nucleotide messenger RNA. RefSeq names its product mitochondrial ribosome recycling factor (gene MRRF). Gene Ontology annotation, molecular function: ribosomal large subunit binding. The coding region runs from base 347 to 1144 and encodes 265 amino acids. Gene Ontology annotation, biological process: translation. The record is from RefSeq and is a predicted model, not a curated record. NCBI's taxonomy places the organism in Eukaryota, Metazoa, Chordata, Lepidosauria, Squamata, Cordylidae. Gene Ontology annotation, cellular component: mitochondrion. The transcript has 7 exons.